Messenger RNA from Racocetra persica, 138 nucleotides. NCBI's taxonomy places the organism in Eukaryota, Fungi, Glomeromycota, Glomeromycetes, Diversisporales, Gigasporaceae. The record is from the annotation of a GenBank genome assembly.
UAUGGGAUAUCGAGCUUUAAUCCGGUUGGAUGUUCUCGUGUUUUCAAGAAAUCAGGUCAGCAAAUUGGUGAAGAAGGCCCAAGAUAUUUUGUUACAAUUUCACGGCACAAUUGUUCACGUUUGUAUUUGAAGCAAUAG